AUGGCUUGCGGUUUAGCUUUGAAAAGACCACAUGGACACGAAUAUGAAUCGUACCUCGCUGAUGAUGGAUAUGGUGGAGAAGCUAAACGAGCUCGUACUGCUACCCAUUGUUCGCCGUUCAGACCACAGAUGGGAACGAUAGCUGCUAAUUUGCCAUCGACCAGCAAUUUCGCCAAAGUUGUUAAGGUACAUUUCAAUUGAUUUCAGGAGGUGUGAUAUUGUAUUUCUUGAAAAUUGGUCUUAGAAUUCUGAUUCCAGUUUGAUCCUAAUUAAUCAAUUCGCAACAGAAAUUAGUUUAAAUUACACGGUUUAUCUUGUAGGCUGAGGAAAACUCUCCAUUUGCAUAUAUCGCCGAUCGUUUCCGCUUGUCACCCUCACAGCUCGAUUCAUAUAUCCGCUCCGAAGUGAAAAGCCUCAAACGUCGGAAACUCAUUCCAAACAAAACUUCGGGAGAUGGAGAUGGAUCUACGGCUUCAAGUUCAAAUGAUGUUUCAUGCCGAAAAAUCUACAGAGCACCAAAGUCUCCAGCACAGGUGAGAUUUGAAAUUAAUCAAAUUUGGUUUUAUUUCUGAACUUUGGUGAUGUGUGCCAUUAAUUCAUCGUGAAACGGAAAAUUUCAUUGAUCUCUAUCUGGCACCAUAUUAACGGCAGUGUGCAACUAGCUAAAACGUUUUUUAAAAGUUCUAGCUAUACUAAUUUUCUGACUACAUUUUACAAAUUUUCAUUGCAGUCUGGGUCCGACUCCGACGAAGACGUUCCUGCAAGUUCGAGCAAGGCUAGUGAUGCUUUGAAAGAAGCAAAAUUCACCAUUGCUCAAGUUUCAUUGAUAUGCGAUCGUCUCAUGAAAGAACAAGAAACGCGAAUGAGAUAUGAAUUUGAGGCGGAAUUGAGAAAAAAGCUUGAUGGUAUGUUUUCAUUUAGUUUGUGAUUUUUCAUUAGAUUUUUGAGUUAAUAGAAGUUCCUAUAAAAAUUUAGUCUAUUCUGUUAGAUCGCAUUUCGGAUUUUUUCUAUUGGUGAAUGAUUUCAGUUAUGAAAUAAUCUUGUGCCUCUAAUUCCUUGACAAGUUCAUCAUGUCUUGUUAAGCUCAGUUUGGCACUAUAGUAAUGGCAGAUUGCAACUAGUUAGUACGAUCAAUAGUCCAAGCUAUACUAAUUUUCUGACUACAAGAUUAAAAAUUUUAAUUUACAGAACAACACGAGCAAUAUGUUCAAUUUUGCGCGGAGCAACUUUCACAAAAUCGUGCGGACACCACAGAAAAUGACUACUCAUAUUCUUACCUCUCGUGA
This is a messenger RNA of Caenorhabditis angaria, 1286 nucleotides long. The record is from the annotation of a GenBank genome assembly. Lineage: Eukaryota; Metazoa; Nematoda; Chromadorea; Rhabditida; Rhabditidae.